AUGCGAUCCAACAACAUGGUACCCAACAUGUUCCUGUGUAGCAUCUUGAUCGACGGGCUGUGCAAGGCCAAGCGAUCGAUUGACGUGCUGCGGUGCUUCCGCACGAUGCAAGGCGCCGGGAUCGUGGCGGACACGGUGAUCUACACUGUGCUACUCUCGGGGCUGUGGAAGGAGAAACGGCUGGAUCAAGCGCUGGCGAUCUUACACGAGAUGCGCGACCAUGGAUGCGAGCCAAACGUGGUGACUUACAACUCGCUCAUUGAUGGGCUGUGCAAGAACAACGAGCCCGAUCGCGCGCAGGAGCUCUUCGAGCACAUGAAGAGCGUGGAGUGCUCGCCAUUGGUGACUUACAACACGCUGCUAGAUGGGCUCUUCUGGACUGGCAAGCUCGAGAGCGCCAUGGCGGUGGAGCUCCUGGAAUCCAUGAAAGCUCGCGGCUGCUCGCCGGACGUGAUCACCUCAACGAUCCUGGUGGAUGGGCUUUGCAAGGAGAGCAAGGUGGCGGCGGCCUGGGAAGUUCUUUGUGAGAUGCUCGACGCUGGAUGCGUCCCCAACCUGGUGACUUCCAAGUCGCUGCUGCAUGGGCUGUGCCGCGCAAGGCGAGUGAGCGAUGCGCUGGCGCUCAUGCGCGACAUGACGUGCCGCGGCUGCACGCCCAACGUCGUGACAUACGGUACGCUCAUCGACGGGCUGUGCAAGGUGGGGCGAGUCAAGGACGUGUGCGCGAUGCUGGCUGACAUGAUCGACAAGGGCAGUACGUCGGUACAACAUGCUCAUCAACAGGCUUGCGAGGCGGACCAGGUGGACGAGAGCAUCGCACGGUAUCCGGCUGUAUCAAGCCUGACGUGUCACAUACAGCAGCGUCCUCUACGGGCUGGGCCGCUCCAACCGGCUGGACGAGGCGUGCCGCCUGCUGCUCUACAUCAAGUCGCGUGGCUGCCCUACAGCACGCUCAUCGACGGGCUUUGCAAGGCCGGCAAUCUCUACGAGGUGAUGACCGGCGAUGGCUGUGAUGCCGACGUCGUGACAUACAGCACGCUCAUCGACGGGCUGUGCAAAGGUGGGAGAGUGGACGAGGCGCAUUUGCUACUGGCCAGGAUGGUCCGGAUGGGAACGCCGUCAUCGACCUUGACUUACAACUUACAGCAGUGCCAUGGGAGCGAAGAUUAUGGUUGCAAUGUAUUUUUGCACAUUGAUAUACUUGCCAGGGACUUGUUUGCAUUCUAA
Messenger RNA from Selaginella moellendorffii, 1227 nucleotides. RefSeq names its product pentatricopeptide repeat-containing protein At1g09900. The transcript has 2 exons. Gene Ontology annotation, molecular function: protein binding. NCBI's taxonomy places the organism in Eukaryota, Viridiplantae, Streptophyta, Lycopodiopsida, Selaginellales, Selaginellaceae. The coding region runs from base 1 to 1227 and encodes 408 amino acids. The record is from RefSeq and is a predicted model, not a curated record.